Megalops cyprinoides (Indo-Pacific tarpon) is the source of this 2168-nucleotide messenger RNA. RefSeq names its product putative E3 ubiquitin-protein ligase UBR7. Gene Ontology annotation, cellular component: cytoplasm. Gene Ontology annotation, molecular function: zinc ion binding; ubiquitin protein ligase activity. The record is from RefSeq and is a predicted model, not a curated record. The transcript has 11 exons. The coding region runs from base 8 to 1225 and encodes 405 amino acids. Lineage: Eukaryota; Metazoa; Chordata; Actinopteri; Elopiformes; Megalopidae.
UGUAGCGAUGGCGGUAAACGAAAGAGACGAGCCAGUUGUGUCUUUGGUAGAUGUUUUGGAGGAAGACGAAGAAUUGGAAAAUGAAGUCUUUGCUGUUUUGGGAAGCAGUGAUCCUGAGAAAUGUUCUUAUCCCCAGGGAUACGUGAAGAGGCAGGCGCUCUAUGCGUGCAGUACCUGUACACCGACGGGCGUUGAGCCGGCCGGGGUCUGUCUUGCGUGCUCCUACAAAUGCCAUGAGGGACACGACCUCUUCGAGCUCUACACCAAAAGGAAUUUCCGCUGUGAUUGUGGAAACGGCAAAUUUGAGGAGUUCAAGUGCCAGUUAUAUCCUGAUAAAGACAAAGUGAACACCCGCAACAAAUAUGACCACAACUUCUCUGGUUUGUAUUGCACCUGCGACAGACCGUAUCCUGACCCCGAGGACCAGGUUUCCGAUGAGAUGAUCCAGUGCAUUGUCUGCGAGGACUGGUUCCAUUCCAGGCACUUGGGCUGUGAAUUGGCAGAAUGCGUGGAGCUGCAGGAGAUGGUGUGCGAGUCGUGCAUGAACAAGGCCCCCUUCCUGUGGACCUACGCCACCCAUCUGGCAGUCCCCCCAGUGACCAGAGUCAGCCUCUGUAAGGGAGAGGUGGAGGUGAAUGUGGAGGAAGAUGAUGCAGUGAAGAAGGAGGAGGAGGAGGAGAAGGGGGAUGAAGCACCGUCUACCACCCCUGAAGAGGAAGUCUGCUCUGAAGAGGAAGAGAAGGCGACUGCAAUCGGAGCGGGGAGCAAGCGGACGCACCAGGAGAUGGAGGGCUCCGCUCCGGAGUGCAAGCUGAAGGAGCUGAAGGAGAAGGGGCUGCAGAGGGCCAGGGAGGGGGCCGUGUUCUGGCCCUACGACUGGCGCAGCAAGCUCUGCACCUGCAUCAGCUGCAAGAGAGCCUACGUGGAAGCCGGGGUGCCCUUCCUGCUGGACGAGUCGGACACGGUCCUGGCCCACGAGAACAGGGGGAGGGCGGAGCACGGGGGGUCUGACCCCCUCAUAUCAGUACUGAACAAGCUGGACCGCGUGCAGCAGCUGGAGAUCAUCUAUGAGUAUAAUGACAUGAAGACUGAAUUGAAGGAUUACCUGCAGGGAUUUGCAGCAGAAGGAAAGGUUGUGACCUCCGAGGACAUCCAGCGUUUCUUUGAAGAGCUGCAGACGCGAAAAAGACAGCGGACCACUGUGGGCCAGUACUACUGCAGAUGAGCUGUCUGUAGUGCCCGGUCCACUCCUGUGCUGCUCUCCGUUUUAACAUCACAGCCGUUUUCGUUUCUAGUCUAAGGAUUUCGGCAGGUUUACAGUCCACCCCUCUGGAGUCAGUGCUCUUGAAUUUAAUUGUAAUGACGCAUCUAAGGCUGUACUGCCGGGCUUCUGUUUCUCAAAGGUCUUUUAGUGCAUUAGCAUUGUGAUGCAGUCAGUGUCUUGUGAAUGACUAAGCAGCUGUGAUGGAGCAGUUUUACCAGCGAGCCAGGCUGUUUGCUGGUUGUAAAAAUUAUUAGUUCUCUGGCUGUGCUUUCAAACCCCUGCCUUACUCACCCCGGUGUGUGCAGGCUUCGGCCAUGGACUGUUUGAAUCCAUCUGCUACGGACUCAUCUCUCCAGUGAAAUUCUGAUCGGGGUGAUGAGGGGUCAAACCUGGCAAGAGGAAAGGAGCUAUACUGCUUUAGUAGGGGAGGAUUCUGAGACACAGACUGAUGAUCCCCCAUUGGAGACCUUGUGCUUGGUUUGUCACUAUAGUAUGACCUUUCUGAAUGUGCUGAAGGAGGAAAAGGAGACUGUUUGGCACUGGGUUAUUUCCCUCCUCUCGGAACUCGGCUCAUGUCUUAAAUGGCGAUGGUGUUUUUCUUCCCCCGAGUUCCUGUGUUCAUUAAGUUCCUGCGGUCCUUGGUUCCCCUGCCUCCAUCUUUCCUGUGUCCCCUUCUGUCAUUUCACAUUAUGUUACUACAGUCCUGCCAGUAGAGGCCAGACAGGCUAGUAAUUCCUUUUUAAAUAUUUCCCCCGGUUUUCAUGUUCGUAGUUUGAGAUCCUUUUUCAUUUGGACAUUUUUGACAAAUAGAGCUGAAUGAUGUGGGUGCGUGGAAUUUCAAGAGUGACUGUGAACCAUCCAAAAGUUUUGUAAAAUGAGACCCCAGUGGUUUAGGGAUACUCAG